CCUCCUCCUCUUACUGCUGCUCUUGCCGCUUCUCCCGAGAGCAACUUUGCACCGAGAACACAUGACUCAGGACACAGGGCAGCCAGUCUCUGUUUACUGUGUCAACGUCUUAUAAACAACUCAGCACUAAACAGGCGCAGUUGGCAAGAACACACAACUGAAUCAAAAAAACAAACAAACUUAUUUUAUACCACACGGUGACGUAUAAAUAACAAGGCUGUGUACAAUAAUGAUGUGUAUGAGUUCAACAUUUUAGUAUUUUGAUGCCUAUCGAUAUAAACAGCGAGUAUUGAUAAAACUUCAUCCCUCCGUGCUCUCUCUUCCUUUCUCUCUCUCUCCCACUGUACCGGCGUCGUCAUCACUCCUCUCUCUGCCUCUCUCUCUCUCCCUCUCUCCCUCUGGAGGUUUUUAGAGCGUAAAGGAACACUUGAGUGUGUGUGUGUAAGAGAGAGACAGUGGGAGAGAGAGAGAGAGAAAGAGAGAGAGUGCACACACUCUUUUAGCAGCGCCUACAGCGAUCCCUUUCGGCUUAUCUGAGACCUGAACUGGAAAGUCAAUCACAGAGUGAAAAACAACUCUAACAUGGGCCAUUUAAAACACACUGUAAAUACACUAAAUUGUUAAGGAGCCCGUUAAUGUUUCUUUAAGCCUGUUGUGUAUCCGCAAGCCGGAUACACAAGUAUUUACGAGAUUUAUAGCCUAUUUAUUCAUUCUAUAAUAAUAAUAAUUAUAAUUAGUAUUAUUAUUGAUUAUUAUUAUUAAUAUUAUUAUUUUUAUAUUACCGUAUUGUUAAUGCUCAUUAUUAUUUUGUUAUCAGAUGAAAAAAAUGAUUUUUUUUUAAAUAUCGUAUAACAAAGAAAUAAAUGAAACACAUUCAGAAUAUUCCAGCAAACAGACGUAUCUGCAGUCAUUAAAUGAGAUUACAUGCCCUGGUCCAAGCGGAUUUGGUGUUAGUUGGCUAAUCUGCGCUGGCUUGAGGGUUUAUGACUUUCUGACAGAAACUCUAAGAGCGCGUGUGUGCGUGUGUGUGUGUGUGUGUGUGUGUGUGACUGGUUUAUGAGCGGAUCUGUCACACAAAAAACCCAAAACUUUUUCAACCGUAGCAACACUAAAUCUUUCCAUUCUAGUGAAGUCAAUAACUCCCACCAACACACUCCAGUGUCCGUGAGGGAAAAGUUUGCUGACACGCAGUAACUACCCUGACACCAACUGUUCGGUCAGUACUAUUUGCGCCAUCGCAGCUUUUUACUUUUCCGCUGUCACAUUGCUAGCUCUCUCCGUCUCUCUCUCUCUCUCUCUCUUACCGAUGCCACAUUCUCCUGGCGUAAGAAAGUCGACGUGCACAAAAAUCCAUUACCAAACUCCCAGUGCGGAUUUUAACACCAGGCGCACGGAGAUCACGCAGGAGCAGUCUGAUGACUUACACACACGUUUAAAUCACGACUUUUACGCACAAAGAAGAAUAACAAAAAAGAAACACGCAGCGGUGGAGCGCCCUUUUAGUUCCAGCCCGUAUCUCGGAAGCCCGUAUCCUGGCACACAACCGAUGAUUUGUUAUUGAUCAAGUGUGAAAGUGACGGCUUCCUAUUGGGGGAGAGAGAGAGAAAAAAAGAAGAAAGUUGGAAGUUGACAGACUCGCAUGCUGUCGCCAUCCAAAGGGGGGCUGCCAGGCGCAUGAGACUUACUGCACCGAGGCUUGUUAAGGAGAAAAAACAGAGAAAUAGAGAAUGAGGAUUGUUAGUUAACGCGAGAGGAGGGAUGGAGAGAGAGAGAGAGGGAGAGAGAGAGAGAGAGAGAGAGAGCAGAGGGGAGAGAGAGGGGGCGAUGGGAGAGAGGGAGGGAGAGAAGGGAGAGAGAGCGAGAGAGAGAGAGAGCAUGAAUUUGGACAGGGCUGUGGUCGCCCAACAUAAGCUUUGCCUUUUCCUUCGGUGACUACACCACGGGAGGAGGAGCGUAGCGUGCAGCGUAGUAGGCGUCAGGAUCCUCAAUUUCCAACUUAGCAUCUUGGCAGGACAUUUUCCCAAGCAAAAGCCCCCGUCCGACGGGUAAAAAAAAACUUCUGCACGGGCAAUGAAAACGACGCUGCCACUCAGAUAAGGAAGCGCAAGAAAAACACAACCAGACUCCACAUCCGACGGGCACUGGCUGACUGGUUGACAGCGACCAAAAUAUUCCACCCCAAACCAAAGCCGAGUUUUAUUUGGUCACUCUUACUUUUUUUUUUCGCCGUCAUCAGUGUCAUUUAGAGGAGACAGAACCGACAGCGGCUCUGCACAGACUCAGCUCUAUGCGCUCCGACAGCAGCGCAUGAGAAAAUAAAGGGGGGAAAGUGCGCGAGUUAAGUGGCUUAUUCUCUGCGGGCUUCAGCAUGGCGUAUCCUCAGGGCUACUUGUACCAGCCGUCCGCUUCUCUAGCCCUGUAUUCGUGCCCUGCCUACAGCACCAGCGUUAUAUCUGGACCCAGGACCGAGGAACUUGGGAGAUCCUCCUCGGGAUCUGCUUUUGCGCCCUAUGCCGGAUCUACCGCGUUCACCAGCGCCUCUCCGGGCUACAACUCCCACUUGCCCUACAGUGCAGACGCGGCGGCAGCUGCCACAUUCACCUCGUACGUGAGCUCUCCCUAUGACCACACCACGGGCAUGGCCGGCUCUAUAGGAUACCACCCUUACGCAGCGCCAUUGGGCACCUACCCUUACGGUGACCCGGCGUACCGCAAAAACGCAACCCGGGACGCCACAGCCACCCUGAAGGCCUGGCUCAACGAACACCGCAAAAAUCCAUAUCCGACAAAGGGCGAGAAGAUCAUGCUGGCCAUCAUCACCAAAAUGACCCUCACCCAGGUCUCCACCUGGUUCGCCAACGCCAGGAGGAGGUUAAAGAAGGAGAACAAGAUGACCUGGACCCCCCGGAACCGCAGCGAGGACGAGGAGGAGGACGAGAAUAUUGACUUGGAGAAAAACGACGAUGACGAGCCGAACAAACCCAUAGACAAGGGGGAGUCCACAGACACAGAAGCAGAUCAUAAACUGGAACACCCAGGGGACAUAGGCUGUGACAGAUUUAAAGAGGAGGGCCAUGGCAAAGAUACGGAUCCCCUUCUGAGCGACUCGGAGUUAAAAGAGCAGGAGGAGAGGACUACAGACCUGCUGCCGGACUCGGCCAAACCCACCACGUCGUCUCCCUCCACGUUGCCUCGGGGGAACCCGGCCGUUGCGCAACAAGACAGGCCCACAGAUUUGAGCCACGCUCCGAGUUCGGUAACAAGCAACGUCACCUCUGUCAUCCACUCGCCCCCCUCGGCCCCUAAGCCCAAACUGUGGUCACUGGCGGAGAUCGCCACGUCCUCGGACAGGUGUAAAAGCAGCAGCAGCAGCAGCAGUAGCAGCGACGCGCCUCAGCCUUGUCCCGGUUUGGGUCAGAGCGCAGUCAUGGGCACCAACGCGUCUCCAUCACGGUCUUCCCCCCAGUGUCCGCUCCCCAACAGCACGGUUCUGUCCAGGCCUCUGUACUACACCUCCCCGUUCUACCCCGGCUACACGAACUAUGGGGGCAGCUUUGGACACCUUCACAGCAACCACGGCUCGGUAACCACGGGCUCCACGGCACAUUUCAAUGGAUUAAACCAGACUGUGUUAAAUAGAGCAGAGGCUUUGGUAAGAGAGAGCCAGAAAGUCAGAGGCCAAACGCAGGUAGAUCUUUGUAAAGACUCCCCUUAUGAACUAAAGAAAGGUAUGUCAAACAUUUAAUACCUGAUUAUUUUCCACUCACUCGGACUUUUUAUUUAUUUUCUGUGGCUACAUUUAAAACAGAGAGACAGACAGAAAAGAAUGACGACUCAAAAAUCUAAGAACAGUUAUUUUCUGAGUAAAUGCUUAUCCUGAAAAUUUUUAGUGUCUGAAUGGUUAAUCCACAAAUGUUACAAGAAUGGUCUUAACCGCUGCAGCCGCCUGAGUCUAUUUGUAUUAAAGACUAACAUGUAUAUUUAAUGUAGCAUUUUGUAUUUAAAAUGGACAACACACUAUCUUUGAAGUAAAUUAUGA
Cynoglossus semilaevis (tongue sole) is the source of this 4039-nucleotide messenger RNA. RefSeq names its product iroquois homeobox 5a (gene irx5a). The record is from RefSeq and is a predicted model, not a curated record. Gene Ontology annotation, biological process: regulation of transcription by RNA polymerase II; neuron differentiation; cell development. Lineage: Eukaryota; Metazoa; Chordata; Actinopteri; Pleuronectiformes; Cynoglossidae. Gene Ontology annotation, molecular function: DNA-binding transcription factor activity, RNA polymerase II-specific; RNA polymerase II cis-regulatory region sequence-specific DNA binding. Gene Ontology annotation, cellular component: nucleus.